GGAAAAUUCACUAGAUUCCAACAAUUAACGAAAAUACCCAUCGCCUAAUUCAAUCCUUUUUCUUCCACGAAUCAUCGCUUUUCACCGCGUCAACAAACGUCGUCGUUCGAGCAUCGGCGUCGCCAUUUUCUGCUGGCUUUUGAAUUACUACUUGUCAGCAUAAUUGAUUGCUUGUUUCAGCCUCUGCUUGUCACGAUUGCAUUUUCGUUCGCCGUCAUUGAUUUGCACUGGUUCUCGUGGGCUUCAUUUCACAGGAACUCUGAUCAGAUUUGGACCAUUUGGUUAUGUUGUUCCUAUUUGCAUCGGUGGAAGUUUCACUUUAUAUAGCUGCAAUUGUCCAACUAGUUUUUUGUUGUUGCUACAUGGAACUCUGACUACAUAUUUGUUGAGCCAAAUAAAGUAUGAAUUUGCAAACGCACCAUUCUGGGCAGUUCGCGGGGCAGGUACCAAACCAACCUGGUACCAUGCUGGCUGGGAUACCACAACAAAAUGGAAAUCCUAUGCCUAACCAGAUGCAAAAUCCAAGUAUGCACAGGAGUAUGCAGAAUAUGGGUCCUGAAUAUGUGAAAACACGCAGAUAUAUGCAAGAAAAGAUAUGGGUAUUUCUUAUGCAGCGACGUCAACAAUCCCAUGAGGUGUCACAGAAGAAAAUGAUCGAUUUAGUUAAACGUUUAGAAGAGGCUUUAUUCAAGAGUGCCACAACAACGGAAGAGUACUUGAACCUAGCAACUUUGGAAAGCCGUCUCCAUGUUCUGAUUAAGCGACUGCCUAUGAGUAAUCACAACCAACAAUUCUCUCAUGCUAAUUCAUCUCCUUCUAUUGGUACAAUGAUUCCAACUCCAGGAUUGCAACAAAGUGGAAGUUCUAACAUAAAUGGGACCCAAUCUGUAGAUAGCUCACUUAUGGUUAACAACAGCUCCAAUACAACUGGACCCAACCGUGCCAAUUCUGGGAACUACAUGAUGCAUGGAAAUGGGUCUUCCAGCCAUGUCCAUGGUGGUGCUUUUGGUUCAUCUGAUGGAGCUCUAUCUGGUGGAUAUCAACAGUCAUCUUCUGCUUUCUCUGUCAAUUCUGGGGGAAAUAGCAUGAUGACAUCCAUGGGUUCUCAGAGGAUGACCAGCCAAAUGAUGCCUACUCCUGGAUUUAAUAAUUCCAACAGUAGCGAAGUGAAUAACAAUGCUAAUAACCAGUCGUUCAUGAAUAUGGAGUCAUCCAAUAACGUUGGUGCAUUUCAAGCUGGUGAAUCAUCUAUGCUAUCGCAGCCUAUGCAGCAAAAGCAGCGUGCUAUUGGCCAAAACAGUCGUAUCCUUCAUAAUAUUGGAGGCCACAUGGGUGGUGAAAUCAGAUCUACGCUACAGCAGAAAUCUUAUGGAUUAUCAAAUGGUCCUUUAAAUGGGGGGCUGGGCAUGAUGGGUAACAAUAUGUCCACGAUGAAUGGUCCUGGAAUAUCAGGAAAAAUGUAUGGAAACUCCAAUAUGCCCAUGCAUCAAAAUUUUGACCAACAGCAGCGACCAGUAAUGCAGGGUGAUGGAUAUGGAAUUAGUGCUUGUGAGGCCUCAGGGUCGGGAAACUUGUAUUCAUCAGUUGGAUCAAUGAUGAAUAAUCAGAGCUUGAAUGCUGUAUCCAUGCAGUCGGUGCCAAAGACAAACUCUCCUAUAAUGAUUAAUAGUCAGUCUCAUGCACACUUGCAACAAGCGACUACAACAGUGAAAUCUCAACCAAUUGAUCAAUUGGAGAAAUCGAAUAAUCAGCCACAGUAUUCUGGUAGAGAAAAUCUUGCGCAGCCUACUCAACAAUUACAACAGCAGUCUAAUCAAUUUCAGCGCCAUCAAGUUGUCCAGAAUCAGGUCCAACAAAGGCUAACUCAAAACCAGUUUGCCGUAAAGAAUGAACCUUUUAGUCAAUCUCACCUAUCGGUAAAUAUGGUUUCUGAGACAAAUCCAGGGCAUGGGUCGGAGAAUCGUGGUGAAGGUAUGCAAUCACAAGGCUCUGAUCUCUUUCAUUUCUCUGAUACACACAGUCAGUUCCAACAUAACUCUAUGGAAGACCGAUCUAGAGGGCAGAUGCUGUCCCAUCAUUCUGGUACACCAGAUGUGACCUCAUCACUCAGUCAAUCUUCUGAUCAGAUGCAACAGUUUUUUCAUCCACAACAAUUUUCCAACUCAGAAAGUGAUUUUGGUGGAAUUCAACCAGAUGCGUCCUUGCAUGGUCAAUGGGAUUCCAAUUCACAAGAUGUGUCUCGUGUAUCAGGAAAACUCUCACAGGAUCAAAAUGUGCAAGACGAAUUCCAGCAUAGAUUAGUAGGCCAAGAUGUAGCUCAAUUAAAUAAUUUAUCAUCUGAAGAAUCAAUAAUUGGUCAAUCUGAUGCUUCCAGAUCAGCAGAACCUCCUAGCGAGAGAAAUGGUGUGCGCCGAUCUAAUUACCUUAAUCGCGAACGACAGUUCAAGAACCAACAGCGGUGGCUCUUGUUUAUGCGACAUGCUCGGCGAUGUCCUGCUCCAGAAGGCAAAUGCCAAGAGUCUAACUGCUUGACAGUUCAAAAGCUAUUGAAACAUAUGGAACAUUGCAAUGUAUUUCAGUGUCCGUAUCCACGUUGUUGUGCUACCAGAGUUUUACUCAAUCAUCAUAAACGCUGUCGUGAUGCAAGCUGUCCUGUCUGUGUUCCUGUGAAGAGUUAUGUGCAACAGGCGCAGAUGAAGGCAUUUGCUCGUGAGCCUGACUCUAUCAAUGGUUCCAGUAAAUCAUUUGAUGCUGCUGAAACUGCUGGAAGGUCAAUACCUAAGAUAAACCCUGCGAUGCCUGAAACUCCCGAUGAUCUAAAACCUUCCAUUAAACGCAUGAAAACUGAACAAGUUCCACAGCCUGUAGUCCCUGAAACAGAAACUCCCGUUGCACCGCAUUUUGCUGUAAAUGAAUCUCCCGUUCAGGAUGCACAGCAUCCUGAACAGUAUGAUGUAUCUCAUAUUCCUAUGAAGCAUGAAAGUACUCAAGUGAAAGUGGAAAUUCCUAGAAGUCUUGGACAGUUGAAUUCCAAGAACAUCAAAAUGAAAAGGAAUAACUUGGAUGAUAAGUAUACCCAAAAGCCCCCAAAACCUGAAGGGGAUACUAUUUCAUCGAAAAGUCCUGUUGGAUAUGGUACACACGAGGCUGUUAAGAAUGAAAAGGAAAUGGGACUAGCUAAGAUGGAAAAUCCACCAUUACCUUCUGAGAGUACAUCCAAAUCUGGGAAGCCAAAUAUUAAAGGAGUAUCGAUGAUAGAGUUGUUCACCCCUGAACAAGUCAGGCAGCAUAUUGCAGGUCUUAGACGCUGGGUUGGGCAGAGCAAAGCAAAAGCAGAGAAGAACCAGGCAAUGGAGCAUUCAAUGAGUGAAAACUCUUGCCAGUUGUGUGCAGUUGAGAAGCUUUCCUUUGAACCGCCCCCUAUCUAUUGUACACCCUGUGGUGCCCGCAUUAAAAGGAAUCAUAUGUAUUAUACCAUUGGAGCUGGUGAAACUCGGCAUUUCUUUUGCAUCCCAUGUUAUAAUGAGGCCCGUGGGGACACAAUUGUGGUUGAUGGAAGUAUUAUUCCGAAGGCAAAGAUGGAGAAAAAGAAAAAUGAUGAGGAAACUGAAGAAUGGUGGGUUCAAUGUGACAAGUGCGAAGCUUGGCAGCAUCAGAUCUGUGCAUUAUUUAAUGGUAGAAGAAAUGAUGGCGGACAAGCUGAAUAUACUUGUCCAAAUUGUUAUAUGGAAGAAGUUGAAAGAGGAGAACGCAUGCCAUUACCACAGAGCGCUGUUUUAGGAGCCAAAGAUUUGCCUAGAACAAUUUUGAGUGACCACAUGGAGCAGCGGUUAUUUACAAAGCUGAAACAAGAAAGGCAGGAUAGAGCAAUGGCUCAAGGAAAAAGUUAUGAUGAGGUCCCAGGAGCGGAAUCACUUGUUGUUAGAGUGGUGUCAUCAGUGGACAAGAAGUUGGAAGUUAAACCAAGAUUUCUUGAAAUUUUCCAGGACGAGAAUUAUCCAACAGAGUUCCCAUAUAAGUCUAAGGUUGUAUUAUUAUUUCAAAAAAUUGAAGGUGUUGAAGUAUGCCUGUUUGGCAUGUAUGUUCAAGAAUUUGGAUCAGAGUGUCAACAACCCAAUCACCGCCGGGUCUACCUUUCUUACUUGGACUCUGUUAAGUAUUUCAGGCCAGAUGUCAGGGCAGUGAGUGGAGAGGCUCUUCGGACAUAUGUGUACCAUGAAAUUCUGAUUGGAUACUUGGAUUAUUGUAAGAAGCGUGGUUUCACUAGCUGCUAUAUUUGGGCUUGCCCUCCGUUAAAGGGAGAAGACUACAUUUUGUAUUGCCAUCCAGAAAUUCAGAAGACACCAAAAUCCGAUAAACUUCGGGAAUGGUAUCUGGCAAUGUUGCGGAAAGCUGCAAAGGAAAACAUUGUGGUCGAACUUACUAAUAUGUACGAUCAUUUCUUUGUCACCACUGCUGAAUGUAGAGCAAAGGUAACUGCAGCUAGGUUGCCAUACUUCGAUGGGGAUUAUUGGCCUGGUGCUGCAGAGGACAUAAUCUUCCAAUUGCAACAAGAUGAGGAUGGGAGAAAACAGCAUAAGAAGGGACCUUUAAAGAAAACCAUUACCAAAAGAGCUCUCAAAGCAUCUGGCCAAACAGAUCUAUCUGGCGAUGCAUCGAAGGAUCUGAUGUUGAUGCAUAAACUGGGCGAGUCAAUACUUCCGAUGAAGGAAGACUUUAUCAUGGUUCACUUGCAACAUGCAUGCUCACAUUGCUGCAUUCUGAUGUUCUCGGGUAAAAGUUGGUCUUGCAGACAGUGCAAGAAUUUUCAGCUUUGUGACAGGUGCUAUGAUGCUGAGAGAAGACGUGAAGACCGGGAGAGACAUCCUAUCAAUCUCAAGGACAAGCAUUCAUUAUAUCCGAUUGAGAUCAAUGGUGUGCCUGAAGAUACCAAAGACAAAGAUGAGAUUCUGGAGAGUGAAUUCUUUGACACCAGACAGGCUUUCCUUAGCCUUUGUCAAGGAAACCAUUAUCAGUAUGAUACCCUUCGCCGAGCUAAGCAUUCCUCGAUGAUGGUCCUCUAUCACCUCCACAAUCCGACUGCUCCAGCUUUCGUGACAACAUGUAAUGUAUGUCACCUUGAUAUUGAAACCGGGCAAGGUUGGCGCUGCGAGACGUGCCCCGACUAUGAUGUAUGCAAUGGGUGUUACUCGAAGGAUGGGGGAAUCGACCAUCCUCACGUAUUAACAAAUCAUCCAUCUAAUGACCGUGAUGCACAGAACAAAGAGGCUCGGCAGUUGAGAGUGACACAGUUGAGAAAAAUGCUUGAUCUCUUGGUGCACGCCUCUCAAUGCCGAUCGCCACACUGCCAAUAUCCAAACUGUCGCAAGGUGAAGGGACUUUUCCGACACGGUAUGAUCUGCAAAGUACGCGCUUCAGGAGGCUGUGUUUUAUGCAAGAAAAUGUGGUAUCUCCUUCAGCUUCACGCUCGGGCAUGUAAAGAAUCUGAAUGCAGUGUGCCACGAUGCAAGGACUUGAAGGAGCAUAUGAGAAGGUUGCAACAGCAGUCCGAUUCUCGACGAAGGGCUGCUGUGAUGGAAAUGAUGAGGCAACGGGCCGCAGAGGUGGCCGGCAGUUCUUGAUGUCCAACAAUGUACAGAGUAGUGACAGCAUUUCAAGAAAAAAAAAAGCUCUUUCACAUAGGUAAUUUAAUGUGGAUAUAAAUGUUUUGUUUGACGCUACGAAUGGAAGAAGGAUUCUUUUGAUGGUACGACCAGCCUCCGUUCCCCGAUGAUGACGAAGCGUGAUUUUGGUCCAUAACUUGUCCUGGUGAAGAUUGGUUGCCAGGGAAGUUUGUAAGUUAGGAGUGUUGAUAAGUUAUUCUUUGAUUUUGUUGUAUUUUCAUCCCUUUUGAUGGCAGAGUGUGCUAUAGCUGUUUUGAUCUGUAUAAUAUUGAAAGAAACAAGAGAAAUCCUCUCACUUUUUCUCCAAUAGUUUAUUGUAUAUGUGACAUUCCACGCUAAUUUUGGCAA
Molecule: messenger RNA, 6011 nt
Organism: Salvia splendens (bonfire salvia)
Lineage: Eukaryota; Viridiplantae; Streptophyta; Magnoliopsida; Lamiales; Lamiaceae
Product: histone acetyltransferase HAC1
Exons: 17
Coding region: 402-5621 (1739 amino acids)
Biological process (GO): positive regulation of transcription by RNA polymerase II
Cellular component (GO): histone acetyltransferase complex; transcription regulator complex
Molecular function (GO): histone acetyltransferase activity; zinc ion binding; transcription coactivator activity
Source: RefSeq, a predicted model, not a curated record